Sycon ciliatum is the source of this 3479-nucleotide messenger RNA. RefSeq lists its product as uncharacterized. NCBI's taxonomy places the organism in Eukaryota, Metazoa, Porifera, Calcarea, Leucosolenida, Sycettidae. The record is from RefSeq and is a predicted model, not a curated record. The transcript is spliced from 6 exons. Bases 452 to 2293 code for a protein of 613 amino acids.
GCCUUACUUGCAAGCGCUAUCGUCCAGGAUCCCCCACUGGCCCCAGGCCCUAUGCAAGGACGUUAGGUAUGGCAAUGCACGUGCAGUGGGUGAGAGGGAUCUGGUCGAGCUCUACGCUCCAUGUGAGUUGCAGUGAGUAAAAACGAGUGUUGCUGAUUCCGUGUUGGCUGAGCAUGUCUGUGAAACACAACGCCAUGUGGUAGUGUGUGUAUGCUCAGCUGAAGUGAGUGUCUAGAGUUUGACAUUCAUCACUGGGCAAUAUACUGCAACUGGCACAAUCCAAAAGAAAGACCACAAGCAAGUCACCAUCACGGAAUCGCUACAUGGAUCAUGUAGAUGCUUCCCUUGAAGUUAGUUGAACAGCAGCAGUCUGAGUAGAAAGCGAGAUCCCCAGUGUUGUUCCCUUCAGCAACCACCGUCACCCAUAAAUACACUUACUCGUAAUCCUACCAUGGACAGGAGUCUGAGUGGCAGUUCGCCCGCGCAACAUACGUUGCGCGACGACUCGAAUGCAGGUGCAACCAGCAGCAGCAGCAGCAGGAGCAGCGGCAACAGCAGUGAGAAGAAAAGAUACCCUGUUACAGCAGAGCAGCCACACUGGCAACAACGAGGCAGAUACCAAGGAAGCAACUCGCUGCCGAGAGUCACUCCCCCUGCACCGUACUGCAGAUCUAAGUCUCUGUGUACAGGUAGUCUGCCAUCGGAACUAGCAAAAUGUCACUACUUUGCUAGAGCUAGUUCGUUGCUAGACGAGAGACAUUUGUAUCCUCCGGAGCAUUAUGAUAAUGCAAGCGAAAACAGGUCAGUACUGAUCAAGAGCUUGGCGGCUUCUGACGAGGCUUUCUCUGCUGGCUGUUCCGCCCCUGGACCUGCCAUAGCGCCAUUUUCUUCCCCGUGGGCUAGGAUGAAUCCCCCUCAAGCCGUUCCGUCUCCGAAACCUGCUGGAGAUGAUGCCCGCAAGCAAAAGAUUAGUCGAGGCGGUGCAGCUGCGAAGUCAGGCUUCAGAGAAAACCCGUUCAAUUCCGGAAGUUCAAGCGGGGAGAAGCCAGAUUUGGGACAGAACGCUGUGGUCCUCUCAUAUAGCCCAGCGACGUACGACCCAGAUUUUAGACAGAACCCCGCGGUCCUCUCAGCCACGUUCAACCAGGAGAGAACAUUUGCGGAGCAGGUGCCGACCGUGUCAGCUGAACCUGAGCAGGCUGUGGUGUCGACAAUUCAGCUACGUACUGAAAUGGGAGUGAACUCACCACCCAAGUACGAGAACUCUAUAUCAGCCUUUACGUUCGAAGCUCACCCAGCUUCAGUCAAGCUCUCAUCGCCACCAGCAAGGCCACAUAGUGGUGCUGAUCUAGCCCCAGCGCCAAAGCAGCAUCCGAACACGACCGGCUGGGGCAAAGUUUGCCCUACGAGGGAAACACCUAAUCCGCUGCUGCAGAGCAAAAACUGCAAGUCUGGACCAGGACCAUGCAGUAAGGAGGAGAGGGAAAGGAGAAUACAGCAGUUGCGUCGACUACAGUCGUUUGAGUCUGACGGGUACACGGACCCUGAACAUCAGGCGGAACUCAACGUUGUCAAUGGCGCUGGCGGCGUUGUAAUUGAACAGAUGCAACAUGAGAGGCAAUUGGUAGCAUCGAGGACCAGAAAGUUCUGGACAUGGAUUGCGUUCGGGAUAAUUGGUUUCCUGAUCAUUGGCAUUUCUGUUGGCAUUCCGCUGAUGCUCAGCAUUAUGGGCAACAAUGAUCCACGAAGAGACCGCGGGGAUAUCUAUGACGGCUUUGAUGAGUCAUUCUUCCGUUCACUGGGCGUGGAUCCAGAGCACUUUAAAUGUCCUGGAGUGGAGCAUGAGCAGGACUGUCUUAUCAUCAUUAAGUCUCUACCGUCGCCCUGGGUCCUGGCCGCACACAUCUGUAUCAGGCUUGACGGCAGAGUUCUCGUACUAGAUGAUGACUUGAGACAGGAAGAUCCCAGACUUUUGGACUCAGUCAGGGAGCUGAUCGAUAGCGAAUAUGACGAUGAUGACGAUGGUGGUGAAGAUGAGAACAGAAAUCGUUUCUGGAUAUCUCCGUUGGGCUACUACGAAGGGCAGAGGGAAGAAGACCUGGACCUCAGGCAUGGUGCCCCGCCGUUUCCAAGCCGUGACCCCAGUCGACUGUGCCGUGCUGUCACCAAGAAUGUUACCGACACAACGGUCACACUAUACACAGGUCAUGGCAUAACGGUUGAGCAGAAAAGUUGCUCCUCCUAUAUUCCAGCCAUUUGUCAAUUCCCACCACCCUUGCCAGGGGAUUUUUAGGGGAAUAACCAGGGCCUGAGGUUUCCCAUCACCCCUACUCCUGCGGUGUCAUCACUUUUCUUUGUUAUCUCCUGAAACUACCUUCGCUAUUUUGAACUCCUUCCCGAACUAUUCCCUCAGAUCAGCAUGGUUAUAACCCCUGGAGACCCUGCCAUCGAUGAUCAGCAUGGUUAUAAGCCCUGGAGACCCUGCCAUCGAUGUUGGCUGCGUCCCUGCACAUACUGUGAUGUGUGAAUCAUGUUGUGGAACGCAUGAUAGAAAUGCGGCAGUGGACCAACAGUACCGAGCGUGUAGAAUGAUGUAGUCAGUGCAUGACUGUGUAUCGCAUGAGAGUGCACCGCAUGACUGUGCACCGCAUGACUGCAUGACGUUGCUUUCCCACGUGUCGGUUUGCUUUAGGGAAGUAACCAUGGCUGUGCCACAGAACUAUCAGGCAGUUAUGCUUCGUCAAUUCAGUGUGUGAUAGAGAAAAUGUACAUACAUCUCCCACUACACCUGCAUAGGUAGACAUGCACUGUUGCCGCCAACCCAACUGCUCAGUGCACCGCGUUCACAGUCGCUGUUUACUCAUACACACCAUGGGCAGAAUCAGUGGACAAGCUUUAAAAGCCCAUGCCACAGUGUCUAAAUCUCACAACCAUAAUUAUGAUUAUCAUAAAAGUAUUACAUUUGUAUUCUAUUUUGCUGUGUAUUCAUUAUGAGCAUGAUAUGGCCAGGUGCUGUGCUUUCCAAUUCUCCAUCAAUUUCCUUUGUAGGGUCACGUCGAUGGACAUCCAUUUUGUCAUUAUCAUUUCGACAUUAGACCUUGAAUGCUAGCACCCCGCAUACAUCGUCAGCCACAUUUUCUAUCUGUCAUGAAGUGUGCUUGUGGUACCGCCCAUUGUCAGCUGCUGGUGCUGCUGCCUGUAAUGCUGUAUUAUUUAAUUAGAACCAUGAUCAUGUGACAACGAGUUUAUGACUCUAAUAUAAAGCCUAAAUCCACUGCAUCUCCACUACAUCACACGUGUUGCAAUAUUAUUCAUAAUACAUGUACUGCAUUCCAAGUAGUAUCAAGUUAAUACAUGUACUGUACCUUGUGGCACGAGCGAAACUUCUCUAAAGCUGGUUUUGUUGCUCAAUACAAUUGCAACUGAGCCGGUGGUAACGCGGAUGUGCCGCGACUUUACUAUACUUUUACUGUACGGUA